AUGUCCAACCUCAGCGCGUCCGUGCUGCCCAGCCAGCUCGCCAGCCUCGAGGAGCGCAUCAAAGAGUCCAACGCCAAGUACAACCUCCUGUCUAGCCGCUUCGUGAACGAGGUCGCGGCCACGAUGGGCGACAAGGUCUCCAUCUACACGCCCAAGCUGCCAGAGUGCGUGCGCCCGUGCUUCGACAGCCUCCAGUUCAUCGCGGACCUCCCG
Prorocentrum cordatum is the source of this 213-nucleotide messenger RNA. The record is from the annotation of a GenBank genome assembly. NCBI's taxonomy places the organism in Eukaryota, Dinophyceae, Prorocentrales, Prorocentraceae.